Blumeria graminis f. sp. triticale is the source of this 1626-nucleotide messenger RNA. The record is from the annotation of a GenBank genome assembly. NCBI's taxonomy places the organism in Eukaryota, Fungi, Ascomycota, Leotiomycetes, Helotiales, Erysiphaceae.
AUGGCGAAGCUUGGUAAAUUUUACUUCCCGGUCUCAGGACGAAAAAAUGCUCCUCAGAAUAGCUCAGUGGCAGAGGCGGACAACCACAUACCCAAAGCUCUACGCGUCUUGGGUGUAGAAGCAAUCAACCUCGAUAUUGAAUCGAAAAGAAACGGCUGGUCUUAUCGGAACUUUGAUUCCAGUAUUCCAAAGUCUCGCUCGUCAAGUUCCGUACCGAGUUUGAAUGACUCACAAGAAAUCUCAUGCCAUGAGAAUCUUUCGAAAGUCCGUGGAAAAGCUUCUUCAGUCCUAGGCAUUCAUCACCAGCAGAAUGAUGAAGAAGCAUCCAUAUCUAAUAGCGUUCGAUCUAGCUGCGAGAACUCAUCACUGGCGUCAAAGUCAUCGCAUCGUUUUCAAAAAUUCUCUCGAAAUACUUCACAUUCUACCUCUGAUUUAUCAGGGUUUGACUUUGACUUGAAGCCAAAAAAUUCUCAGAUGGUAUUCACUAGCCAUUUGACUCAUAAAGUCAAAUAUGAUGAACAAAAAGAAAUUGAUAACCUAUUCGACUCCUCGUUACGAAACAUUAAAAGUAGCUCCACUCCAAUUUUAUGUCAAAAUCAUCUCGACAUCAGAAAUAAUUACUGCUAUCCCGAUAAAGAUGAAGAUUGGAAUCACAAGAGCUCUUCAUUAGCUAUCGAUGCUGAAAAGAGAAUCGAAGCUGCAAGGAAGAUUGAGGGUGCCUUUUCUGGAUAUGGAAGACAAAAUCUUGGAUCUUCAAUGAAGGGAUCUAGACUCUAUGGAUCAAAUGAUAGCGCUGCUAAAAGUUACGCAUCACCUAAAAAAUAUGUGAAAGACGAGCUGUCUACUCUCUUGGAUUUUGAUUCUAAUUCUGGGGCAAAUUUUCCUGAGGACUGGGUGACAACAAGCAUCCUAGCACUUGCAACAGAUUCAGAGCAUGAUGAAUCCGACAAGUCAAGAAUAUCGACGAGUUCAGAAAAGAGUUCUCAAUCUGAAAGGAAAAAUGUUCUAAACUCUCAAAUAGAAGAGACACCCAAAGAAGCACCGAGCCCUAAAGUUCCCGAAUUAUCUGAAACCCAAAUAAUGGAAUCGGUAAACGGAAGUUGUAGAGAUUUAAUGAAUGCUCGACGCCACUGCUCAGUCGCUUCUUUAAAAAUUUGUCGGGUUUCUACUCACAGUAACCGCUUUAUGGCAGUGACAGGGGAAGAUGCAGCGCCUCUUCAAGAUCUACGCCCUCAGGAAUUUUUGGAAGAAAACCAUUCUAGCGACUCUCAGGGCUCAGAAGAAUUUAGCCCUAGCCAUCCUUCCAGCCCUCGAUACAUACGUCAGUCACUUUUAUCUAACUUUUCACACGACGACGACGUUGAUGACGAUGACGAUUACUCGAAAUUUUAUUCACCUCACAACUCACACGACUCAAGUCCAGAAGAUUUGUCGACUUGUUCGUCGAAUAUUAUCUCACGAUUCGCAAUGCAGUCCAAUGAAUCGAAGAACUCUGAUCCCCGCUUGAGUACUCUAUCUUCUUCCUCAGUAUUGGUAGAGUUCGCACGUAUAGGAAGAGUCGUUCGAUGUGGCCGUCCCCAGAGUAAAAUAAGGACAUGUAAUACACAACGUCGGAACGGAACAUGA